Yarrowia lipolytica CLIB122 is the source of this 864-nucleotide messenger RNA. RefSeq lists its product as uncharacterized. Gene Ontology annotation, molecular function: oxidoreductase activity. The record is from RefSeq and is a predicted model, not a curated record. NCBI's taxonomy places the organism in Eukaryota, Fungi, Ascomycota, Dipodascomycetes, Dipodascales.
AUGGCCAUUCCUACUCGAGCUCUCAAGAACGCCCCCAAGGCCGGCACUGUGAUCCCCGUCAUUGGUCUUGGUGUGUACUCUUCCAACAGCACCACCAAAUCCGUCACCGAGGCCCUCAACCUCGGCUACAGACUCUUCGAUACCGCCAACGAGUACCAGAACGAGACUGACACCGCCAAGGGCAUCUCCGAAUGGCUGAAGUCCAACCCUAACGUAAAGCGUGAGGACGUUUGGUACUGCACCAAGAUCGAUGAUGCCCGAGGAGGUUACGAGGGCACCAAGAGCCGUGUUGAGGAGGCUCUGACCAAGGCCAAGGUCGGAGGUCUGGACUACAUCGACAUGCUCAUCAUCCAUGCUCCCUACACUGCCCCUCCUCACACCGAGACCCGAAUGAAGGUGUGGAAGGCUCUGUCUGAGUUUGUGGAUGACGGCAAGAUCCGAACUCUGGCCGUCUCCAACUACGGAGUCAAGCAUCUCAAGGAGUUCUGGGACGCCGACACCAAGUACAAGCCUGUUCUCAACCAGAUUGAGUCUUCUCCCUGGAAUGUGCAUCAGGACAUCCACGACUACUGUAACGAACAUGACAUUGUUGUUGAGCAGUACUCUCCUCUGAUUCGAGGCAAGAAGUUCGAUGAGCCCGGUGUGCAGAGCCUCGCCAAGAAGUACAACAAGACCCCAGCCCAGAUCCUUAUCCGAUGGGGUAUUGACAAGGGCAUGCUUCCCAUUCCCAAAUCCGAUCAGCCCCAGCGACAGAAGUCCAACGCCGAUGUGUUUGACUUCAAGCUGACUCCCGAUGAGGUUACCGCCCUCCAGGAUCUCGACUCCUACCUCUACCUGGAGUGGGACCCCACCGUUGCUCCUUAA